AUGGCAAAGAAAAAAUAAUUAAUUGAAGUAGUAGAAUUUACAAAAGCUGAAAAGAAAGCACUAGAAAAAUUGUAAAAAUUGUUUUUAAAAAAUACAAUAGAGAUCAUUCUCAUUUAUUAAUUGAAAUUUAAGUUAUAUAAGAUUGUAUAGAGGAGUUAUAGAAAAAGAUUUAUAAAUUAAAUGAAAAUGUCAGAAUAACAAAUGAAUAAAAUGUAAAGCAAAUAUGAAAUAAUGUUUAGUUGGCUUUAACUUUAAAAAUGGAAUCUGAUAUAAUAAAAAAGAGAGUGAAUAAAAUGCACUAUUAUAGUAAUAUGAACAUUUAAAAAAAUAAAUAACUGAAGAAAUAGAAAGUGUCAUAUAAAGAAAAGAUGAAAAAAUAAGAUGUAAUUUUAUUAUUGAAAAAAUUAGAUUUGGAAAAAGAGAAAACUGAAUUAGAAAUUAGACAUAAAGAUGAAUUAUAAUGAAAAAGUGGAGUUAAUUUAAAGUAGAUAUAUAUAUUUAGGAAGAAAAAGAAAAUUUAAUAAAAGAAAUUCAUGAUUUAAAA
Paramecium sonneborni is the source of this 544-nucleotide messenger RNA. The record is from the annotation of a GenBank genome assembly. NCBI's taxonomy places the organism in Eukaryota, Ciliophora, Oligohymenophorea, Peniculida, Parameciidae.